AAUCGGAAUAUUCUUUAGAAGUCUAUUCCCCUAAUUUUUUUUGAAGCAUAUCCCCAAUUCUUUAGGAAAAGGGCUUCUUAGAACCGUAAAACCCGAAUCUGACUGGGAGGCUUUACUUUCACGCCAAGAGGCGCUUUUGCCGGCGCCACCUUCUAAUUGUUUUUACUUUUCUGUAUUUUGGGUUUUCGUCUUCCCUUCUGUUUUCCCUGUCAUUUGUUGUUUAAGCAAUCAGAGGUCAGAGAAAAGAACAAAAAAAAAAAAGGAAAUAUAUUGAUUUCAUUUGAGGAAGGAGAGGUCUUUGACCACGUUGAGAUUUUCCUCUGCUGCUUGGGUUUUUUUUUUUUAUAUAAUAUCGGGCUGUCAAUAUUGUUGACAGCCCGAUUUUAUUGAACAUUGCCAAUUCUUGAGGUAAUGUUUCAACAUCUAUUGUGUACUUUUAUGUAGGAAGUUUCCUUUCCUUUAUACAUGGAAGCAAUACAGCUUUCCAAGCAUUUAUUUUAAAGUAAUUUUCUUUGCCUUAUUAGUGGGAUUAAGGCCUUGCAUUUUUGUAUUGUGAGUUCUGGUAUAAUACUUGUUAACUUGUAUGAGGGUUGAUUAGUUGAUAUAUUGUGUAGGUGAUCUGACAUUGUCUUGCUCAGAUUUUCACUUCCUGUGUCUCAUUGCUGUGUGAUCUUUGUCAGUUUCGAUGAGGAUAUAGCUUGCAUUUUGUUUAUCGAGAGGUUUUGAGCUAUUUCUCCAUCAUGAGUUCCUUUUUCGGUAACCUUCAACGACCUCUGUUUACUGCUGCUGCUGUUGCUGUGGCAUCUGUUACUACUGAUCUUCCAAUCAAGUUUAGGAAUCCCAAACAAUCUGGUAUUUCUGUUGCCUCAGAAGCAUUGGCUUCACAGUCCUAUAAAUCAGUUCUAAAUUUGGAACCUUCAUGGGUAUCUAAUAUUGCAGCCUCGAAGCUUGCUAGUAUGUCUUUUGUAACUAGAAUUCGGGUACCAGUGCCGAAUGUUAAUUGUCAUCCUUUACCAAAUUCAAGCUGUGGUUUUGUUGGAAAUCCGAUGGGAUCAUCUCCAGCUUUGAUUAGCCUUUACAGAUCUGCUGAGCUGUCCAAGGCUUCAAAACCCACGACAAAUUCAUAUUCUAGUAAAAGUGUGCCAUCUGAAGAUUUGUACCGAUGGCAUUUGCCAGAACCUACAGCUGUUAUUGAUGUUGCUGGCGAUUCAGAUUGUUCAUCUGCAAAAUCUAGGACAGUUGUAGUAUUGCUGGGGUGGCUGGGAGCAAAACAGAAGCAUUUGAAUAAAUAUGCAGAAUGGUAUACUUCAAAGGGUUUCCAUGUAAUUACAUUCACGUUCCCGAUGUCUGAGGUUCUCAGCUACCAGGUUGGUGGGAAAGCUGAGCAGGACGUGGAGUCGCUUGUAGAACAUCUUGCUGGUUGGCUAGAAGAGGAGCAUGGAAAGAACCUAGUAUUUCACACUUUCAGCAACACAGGAUGGCUAACAUAUGGAGUUGCCCUAGAGAAGUUUCAGAAACUGGACCCUUCUUUAAUAGGCAGAAUCAAAGGUUGUAUAGUUGAUUCAGCUCCAGUUGCAGCUGCAGAUCCUCAGGUUUUUGCGUCAGGUUUCUCUGCUGCUUUCUUGAAAAAACAUAGUAUAGCAACACAGGGUUCUACAAAAGCAUUCGAUUCAGCUGAAGAGGGCUCUGUUGUUGCAAGAACUGUUAAUGAACUCGAACCUGCUGUUACUGAAACAGCUUUACUUGUGCUGUUAGAGAAAUUAUUUAAAGUGGUACUAAAACUUCCUCCAGUGAAUAGGAGACUAACAGAUGUUAUGGGACUGCUGUCAUCCAGGCAGCCAAGCUGCCCACAGUUGUAUAUUUACAGUUCUUCGGAUAGGGUUAUUCCAGCAAGCUGUGUAGAAUCAUUUAUAGAGCAGCAGCGGAAAUCUGGGCUUGAGGUCAGAUCUUGCAACUUCGUCACCACGCCUCAUGUAGAUCACUUUCGGAAUGACCCGCAAUUGUAUACAUCUCAGCUGACCAAAUUUUUGGAAGAUUGCGUACUUAAAUGUUGCAAAGGAUCCUUAUGAUAUCUGAUCAGAACCCCUCAUUGAUUCUUUAAUACCAACUUUAUUCAAUUUUUAACAGCUGAUAUGUAAAUUUAUGUUGGUUAAUGUUCUUACACUAGGGUAGCUGGUCUUGGAUUUACCCCAAUUGUAUACAACUUUGUCAAUACAGAUACAAAUGUAAAAAACAGAUUCAAUAUUUCAGCCACCAUAGAUUUUGUGGACAUUUUAUUGCCGCCAUAGAUAGCAAUGUCAUUCUCUUAA
This is a messenger RNA of Amaranthus tricolor (Joseph's coat), 2309 nucleotides long. RefSeq lists its product as uncharacterized. Bases 741 to 2069 code for a protein of 442 amino acids. The record is from RefSeq and is a predicted model, not a curated record. NCBI's taxonomy places the organism in Eukaryota, Viridiplantae, Streptophyta, Magnoliopsida, Caryophyllales, Amaranthaceae. The transcript has 5 exons.